This is a messenger RNA of Penicillium soppii, 2853 nucleotides long. RefSeq lists its product as uncharacterized. Gene Ontology annotation, molecular function: heme binding; iron ion binding; oxidoreductase activity, acting on paired donors, with incorporation or reduction of molecular oxygen. The transcript is spliced from 12 exons. Lineage: Eukaryota; Fungi; Ascomycota; Eurotiomycetes; Eurotiales; Aspergillaceae. Bases 1 to 2853 code for a protein of 950 amino acids. The record is from RefSeq and is a predicted model, not a curated record.
AUGUCCGAGAAGAAGCAAGAGAAGUCAUUAAGUCCUGCUCUUUCACAUGAUGGGCAGGUCAUUGAAGGCCAACAUGAUGCCGUUUUUGGCGAAAUCACCGAGCAAGGUCCGAAUUAUCGCGAUGUAGGAUGGCUGGGAACAUCUGUUUUGAUGAUGAAAACCCAAAUCGGUCUCGGCGUCCUUUCCAUUCCCGUCGCUUUCGAUUCCUUAGGCAUAGUCCCCGGUGUAAUAUGCCUCAUUGCUAUUGCUGCCAUUACGACAUGGUCCGACUACAUAAUCGGUGUUUUCAAACUUCGACACCGCGAGGUUUACGGGAUCGAUGAUGUGGGUGAGCUGUUACUCGGCCCCACGGGAAGAAUCCUACUUGGAGGUGCAUUCGUUCUCUGGUGGGUCUUCGUCGCCGGCUCGGGAAUGCUAGGUAUCUCUAUCGGUCUUAAUGCUGUCUCCGACCACGCCGUCUGCACAGCUGUCUAUGUUGCCAUUGCUGCUAUUGUAGCAUGCAUACUUGGUAGCAUCCAGACAUUAGGCCGUAUUUCUUGGCUCGCCUGGGUCGGUCUCUUCUCUAUCUUGACCUCAAUCAUGAUCGUCACUAUCGCUGUCGGUAUCCAAGAUCGUCCAUCAGCCGCACCGACCGACGCUGUCUGGGUACCCGACUACAAAAUUGUGAACAGCCCAGACUUUACCGAUGCUAUGACCGCCCUAUGUACCAUUGUGUUCGCCUACGCCGGUACCCCGGCAUUUUUCUCUAUUGCGGCAGAGAUGCGGGAGCCCCGUCACUUCAACCGAUCGCUGUUCCUCUGCCAAGGAGUCGUGACAGUGUUCUAUCUUGCAAUCGGCAUUGUCAUCUACUACUUCUGUGGAUCAUACGUCUCAUCCCCUGCUCUUGGCUCUGCUGGUCCAGUCGUCAAGAAAGUGAGCUACGGGUUUGCUCUGCCAGGUCUGUUGGUUAGCACAUUGCUUUUUAUUCACAUCACUGGAAAAUACGUCUUUGUCCGCAUCCUACAAGGUUCCCGGCAUUUGGCAGCCAACACCAUGACCCACUGGGUGGUAUGGCUUAGCUGCACUAUCGGAACUGCUUUGGUCGCCUAUAUCAUUGCUAGCGCCAUUCCCGUGUUCAGUGAUCUCGUCUCUCUCGUGGGCGCAUUACUUGGCACUCCUAUGUGCUUCCAGCCCAUGGGUGGUAUGUGGCUGUACGACAAUUGGAAUCGCAAAGAAGGCCGCAAGUCCCCCAGGUGGCUUUUCAUGGUCGGCUGGUGCUUCUUCAUCAUUGUAGCUGGAACUUUCUUGAUGAUUGCAGGGCUCACUUUAGCCCUGAUUGCGAUUCUGCGCACGACCUUUGCAGGAAGGAAAAGGGCCAACCUUCCUCCAGGACCGAAAGGCAAAUUUCUUAUUGGCAAUUUGCUCGACCUUCCCCCGCCAGGGACACAAGAAUGGCAACAUUGGUUGAAGCACAAAGACCUCUAUGGUCCUCUCAGCUCUAUCAGAGUCCUAGGCAAAACGAUCAUCAUAAUUAAUGAUAGAGGUUUGGCGUUUCACAUCCUGGAAAAAAACUCCGCGAAACAUUCUUCUCGACCGCGCCUUGUUUUUGCAGAUGAAUUGGCUGGAUGGGGUAAACUAGCCUCAAGCCAAGACAACACACCGCUCCUUCGAGCCUACCGUCGCGCAAUCACCAGAGUCAUCGGAACACGAGAAUCCGCAUCAAAAUUCAAUAGUCUCCUUGAACUAGAAGCAAGGAGAUUUGCAGCUCGCGUGCUGCACACGCCCGAGAAAUUUAUCGAUCACAACCGGACGGCUGCUGGUGCUUUUAUUCUGAAUAUCACAUACGGCUAUAAUAUCGAGCCGCAUGGCGACGACCCGCUGGUCCGUCUAGCUGAUCAUGCAUUGAAGCAAUUCUCGGAUGCUGUUGUCCCGGGGACAUGGCUUGUUGAUUUGAUCCCGGCGUUGAAACAUGUCCCGGCUUGGAUGCCUGGAGCUAGGUUUCAAAGAGUCGCCCGGGAUCACUUUCAAACGCUUACACGACUCGUAGAGAGCCCGUUUGCGUUCGCAAAAGCUCAGAUUAACAAAAAUGAGGAUCGACAGUGUUUUGUCUCUACGCUUCUCAGACAGGGGGAAGAUGAAGAAAUUGUGAAGUGGUCUGCAUUGGCAAUGUAUGGUGGUGGAGCCGACACAACUGUUGCGAUCCUCGAAGGGUUCUUUCUGGCGAUGCUACUGUUCCCAGAUGUUCAGCGCAAGGCCCAAGCAGAGAUGGACAAUGUAUUCGGCAUGCCUACUUUGCCAACAGCAGCCGACCGCGAGAAGCUACCCUAUGUGAAUGCAGUCGUGAAGGAAGCCAUUAGAUGGCACAGUGUCGCGCCCCUAGGUAUCCCUCACAGAACGGAUGAAGACGAUAUUAUAAAUGGUUUCUUGAUUCCAAAGAAUGCCAUUAUCAUACCCAAUAUCUGGGGAUUCAACAAUGAUCCCGCGGUCUACCCCAGCCCGCGAGAGUUCCAACCUGAGCGUUUUCUCUCAUCACAUCCUCCUGUUGAUCCGGGAGAUGCGGUAUUUGGAUUUGGUCGUCGAGUAUGCCCCGGGCGCUUAGUUGCUGAGACUUCUAUUUUCCUAAUGAUUGCUCACACGCUCGCCAUAUUUGAUGUCAACAAGAUUGUUGGUAAGAAUGGUAAGGAGAUCGAGCCGAUUAUUGAUUUUUCACCUGGGAUAUUGAGCCAUCUUGCUCCGUACAAAGCAGCGUUUGUUCCGAGGAGUACGGAGCACGAACAACUUAUUCGUGAGUUCGAGAAAAGCAAUCCCUUCGAAAAGGGGGAUUCCGAGACCUUGGAGAAAGCGCUGCACCAGGCUGAAUGGAAUAAUAUUUGA